This is a messenger RNA of Pieris napi, 628 nucleotides long. RefSeq names its product NADH dehydrogenase [ubiquinone] 1 beta subcomplex subunit 9 (gene ND-B22). Gene Ontology annotation, biological process: mitochondrial electron transport, NADH to ubiquinone. NCBI's taxonomy places the organism in Eukaryota, Metazoa, Arthropoda, Insecta, Lepidoptera, Pieridae. The record is from RefSeq and is a predicted model, not a curated record. The coding region runs from base 144 to 578 and encodes 144 amino acids. The transcript is spliced from 3 exons.
GCUGUUAUUUAUAAUUAACAAAAAAUAAGUAAUUAGUAAGUACUAAAACCGAAUUUCAAACGAGAAUUCCUUAUUUAAUAAAUACACUGUUCAUGGUCAAUCAGAUUUUUUAAGUAAUAUUUGUUUAAUAAGGCUUUGGCGAGAUGGCGACCAUACCGCUGGGUAUCAAAACACAAACACAAAAGUUAUGUAACCUAUAUAAACGAGCCAUACGUAAUUUGGAGUCGUACUAUGAUAGACGACAUGUAUUCCGUUUCCAAGCAGUAUUGCUAAGAGAAAGAUUUGACAAAAUCGCUGCCCUGCAAGACCAGCGUGAAUUUAAUCAACGCCUCCAAGAAGAAGAAGACUCACUCUUUGCAAUCAUACAUCCUAUACCGAAGAAGUUUCCUUUGAGUCCGGGUGGUGUUGCAUAUGCCCGAGUAGUGACUCCGCCUGACUGGGUACUGGACUACUGGCAUCCACUGGAAAAGGCGCAGUACCCUGAAUACUUCAAGCGGCGCGAGGAACGUAAGAAGGAAUUUGUAGCCCUGUGGGAGAAAGAGUUUGGCAAGGAUGAGCCAAAAGAGAAACACCAUUAGACAGUUGUUUUAAGUUAUAAAGUGUAAAUCAAAUAUAUUAGUGCUCAUAA